This is a messenger RNA of Coniosporium apollinis CBS 100218, 1491 nucleotides long. RefSeq lists its product as uncharacterized. Gene Ontology annotation, molecular function: protein binding. The record is from RefSeq and is a predicted model, not a curated record. The transcript has 3 exons. The coding region runs from base 1 to 1491 and encodes 496 amino acids. Lineage: Eukaryota; Fungi; Ascomycota; Dothideomycetes.
AUGUCAGACUCUGCUGCCCUCGUCGCUCGGUAUCUGAAAACAAACGGCUACGAUGAGACACUUUCUGCUUUCAUCAAGGAGGCGGGCCUGAAGCCAAGUGCUGGCACCGUUUCUAGAGGAGACUUGACGAUAGAGCAAAUCCUACAUGAGAAGCAAUCUUUCGACCUGUCGGUUCGGUUCGAGAAGACCGCCAUAGAUGACGAAGACAAGGCCUGGCGGAAGCCAUCCCCGUCGACGAGUUCGAUCGUCGAGUGCUUGCCGACCUCGUCAAACGUCCUUUACGUUUCUGCGGACCGGCUGGCACUCGGCGGAAGCGAUGCUCGGUCCAUUAUCACCGCAACGACAGCGGAUAGGCGCUUGAACUUUAUCGAUCCAGACGGACCUGAGUUCCGCAUGCUGGGGUCCUUGACUUAUCUGCAAGAUUCGCCGAUCCUCUCAUGUCUCGUGCUGCAGCAGCGCUAUGUUGUAUGCGCAGGCAUGUCAGGCAAGAUCAUAAUCUUUGACUGCCACAACGACGCCAUCAUAGAGGAAAGACGCGAUCACAUGAAAUAUGUGGUUAAGGUCGUCGGCUGGCAGGAUCAAGAAGGUGUAUGGAUAGCGACGGCCGGCUGGGAUGCCAAGGUUCUGUUGUACCGCGUUGCGCUGCAAGAUGAUGCACCUUCCCUUGGUGCACCUGUCGCGUCUCUGACAGUUGCAACGAACCCGGAAACACUACUGUUUGUGGAGCAUCCGGAGAGUUCUAUUCCGGUGUUGCUCUUGACGCGGAGGGACUCCACGUUCAUGUACUACUACACCUUACCACUUUUGCCAAUAGACAGCGGACGAUUACCGGCCACGCUUCAGCUGCUUGGGAAGCAAAACCUUGCCCCUCACUCAAACGCAUGGGUCGCUUUCACUCCUUCGGCCGUUGCUGUUUGUCCAACCGACCCGACCGUGGUUGCGGUAGCGACAUCUACCGUUCCUCAUAUGAAGCUCCUUAUCGUACGGCUACUGCUUCCGUCAAUCCAGUCCGAGGGUCCAACAGUGCCGCCUAGUUUUGCAGAUGUCAACGUCAUACCUACAAGCCCAGUUUCGAUUCUUGACCGGCAGGACCUUUCAAGGCCGACCCAAGCGUCACAGGCACGAGCUGCUCUUGCGAUCCAAGACCGAGAAGCAGCGGCUAUCCUCAUCAGCUGUAAUACUUUGGCGCCUCAGACUCAAUACUCAACUCCCGCUCUUGCCUGGAGACCUGACGGUAGUGGCGUGUGGGUUAACAGUGAUGACGGGGUUGUCAGGGGUAUUGAAGUUAGCACAGGUAAGGUCGUUGCGAACCUCGAAGGCCAUGUCGCUGGCUCAAAGGUACGCUGUCUUUGGGCAGGGUGUGUAGAUGGUGGCAAUGGAGACAACGAGAAGGAGGAACUGCUUGUCAGUGGCGGCUUCGACCAGCGGCUGAUCUUGUGGAGAGCUGAAAGGGCUUCUGACCGCGAAGAUGCGAUCAAUGAACGUACCUGA